GAUCUGGAGCAGGGGGUUUUGUGUCUGCUUGCAGGCGGAUGCAUAGAGGGCCCACCCUGCAGGGCUGCAGAUGGUUCGGUCUGUAGUAGGUGGGACUGCUGGCUGGUCUGCAGCAGGACGUCGUAGAUCAAUGAGCUGGACCGGAGGGCUGCUCCAUCUCCCGGUGCGCAUCUGACGGCCUCAUACAUGUGUCAGGAUACCUAACAAGGCUUUUUCUUCCCCCCCACCCCCCUUUUGCUCUAAAAAACCAUCCCGAUCAGUAUGCGGAUAUUAUAACGCUGCCUUGGUUAUUUUACAAACCCCUCUCACCGCUUCGAUUUCCGUCUCUUGUGGCUCAUCGGUGCAAUUUUUAAAGGGGGAAUUGAAAUAUAUCUAUAACCUCCAGGAUGAUCUUUGCAAAUACAAUCAACCCGGUGAAGUCAACCAGUCGUAAGCAGUGGGUCUCCUGUCUGCAGUCCUACCCCAUGACUCCGUCCAGUCCGAGCGGUAGCAGCAACAGCAGCAGCGCAGGCCUGGAUCAGCUCAGCAAAACAAACCUUUACAUCCGAGGCCUGCCUCCUGCUACUACAGACCUGGAUCUGGUCAAACUCUGUCACCAGUAUGGAAAGAUUCAGUCUGCAAAGGCAAUCCUGGACAAGACAACCAACAAAUGUAAAGGUUACGGCUUUGUCGACUUCGACAGCCCAGCGGCUGCUUUAAAAGCAGUACAUGCUCUGAAAACCAGCGGCAUACAGGCCCAGAUGGCCAAGCAACAGGAGCAGGACCCCACGAAUCUUUACAUUUCCAACUUGCCUCUCUCUGUGGAUGAGAAGGAGUUGGAGAAGAUGCUUCAGCCCUUUGGCCAAGUGGUUUCUACUCGAAUCCUCCGAGACUACAGCGGUAACAGCCGAGGCGUGGGCUUUGCCAGGAUGGACACAACGGAGCAGUGUAAUGCAGUUAUCUCCCACUUCAAUGGGAAGUUCAUCAAGUUAGCUUCUGGAGCUCUGGCACCGACUCAGCCCUUGCUGUGCAAGUUUGCAGACAGUCAAAGGAAGAAACAUGCUCACAGUGGAUUUGUUCCCAAUGGACAGUCAGGAGAUCUCAGAAUAGGUGCAAUGACUCUCACCUACGACCCCUCCUCAGCAGCUAUACAGAACGGAUAUUAUCCAUCUCCGUAUCCAGUGACCAACAGGAUAAUGACCGUGCAGCCUGCAAUGUCUCCCUACAUGUCUCCAGUUUCUGCUUACCAGGUGCAGAGUCAUUCUUGGGUGGCGCACCAGCCGUACAUCAUGCAACACCCGGCUGCAGUCAUGUCUCCCUCUGUGGAUCCCUCCAUGUCACUGCACCCCUCGGCCAUGAUUACUCAGCAGAUGGGCCAGCUGUCCUUGGGAAACACUGGAGCGUAUAUUGCUGCAAGCCCAGGUGUUCAGGGAGCCUACAUACCACAGUAUCCUCCCAUGCAGGCAGCACCUGAAACUGGCACACCGCAGCAAGUGGAUUCUUCCAACAAUUCGUCUCCUUACAGUCAACUCAGCAAGUAACACCCAGGCCUCAUUACUGCUCUGUUAGCCAGAAGGCACGUGGGAGUUUGCUGAUGACGUCGCAGUGAUAACAGCCACCGCCUGCUCUGAUUGGACCAGAUACAUGAACUUUUUUUUGCACAGCCCCAACAUUUGUAGUGGAAAUUGAAGACAGUGUAAAUGGACUCAAGCGGUUGGUUUUUGCCAGGGAAAAAAAAAAAAGGAAACUAGAUUUAUUUUGAUAAAAAAAAGAAAACAACAACAUGCUCUUCUUUUUCUCUUUUUCAUUGAUUCUCAAACACUUGCCAGAGGACCCUCCCCCACACACCACCACCAUCACCACUCCAUCAUUUUCUCCCUCCUCAUCUAAGUAUGAUGUGACAUGAAAUUGCAUGAGAUUGAGAUAUUUACCCUUUCCCUUGAAGUGUCCAUGAGUUAAUGUUUCUUUUAUUUGUGGCAAGCAAAAAAAACAAAACAAAAAAAAAAACUUUGCAGACCUUGUUUGCACUGACGUUUGAAGUUUUAGAAUAACUUCAUUUUUGGUUUUCAAAGUUGCCACAGAACAGGUCACUAAAUCCGUUCAUGUACGGCUGCAUUCGACAGCUGACAGAUGACCAUUUCAUCAGGAAAUUAGGUAAUUUAUAAUUGGAAACGGUGCCUUCCCUACGUGACAUCAAGCAUUCUCCAACAUGUUUUCAUCAAACUCAAUCAGGUGUCAUAAUUCUUUCCCAAUUGAUCAAAUCUGCGUGUGAAAUCACGGAGAUUUCCAUUGAGUGUUUCGCUAUCUAGUAGUCUAGUAGCAAUAAAGACAAUGAGAGUUUUACGGCAAUACUGAGGAAAAAAUAAAUAAAAGAAAGGUGACAAACUCAGAGCAAGGUAAUUCCUUAUUUUCCUAUUUCCUUUUUUAAAAAAAAAUUAACAACAAGACGAGACAUGAAACAAGAACUGUACUUUUAUGGAACUACAAGUUUUACACCCAGUUGGCAUCUUUUAGGAGGGUUUGCUUUUCUCUUGUGGUCAGUUUGACCAGUUAUCUACCUCAUGGAUUUGCUGGAGUCCUCUGGUGUUGUGGGGUUUGCAGGUAAAGCCCCUUCUCACCAGACUGGACAAAGCAGACCACAAGCCACGCUCCGGAGCUGGCUGAACAGGACUUCUGCCGUUUGUCUCCCACAUUCAGCUUUUUCUUCUCCAGAGGUUCAAAAAGAAAAAGAAAGAAAGAAAAAACACAUUUUCUUUUACCUUUUUUAUUUCUCUUUAUUUGUUUUUGUUUCUGUUCUGGUGUUUCUUUUUCUUGCCAUGAUUAGUGCUGAUGCUCCAUAAAAAAAAGAGUAAAAGACAGUUUUUCUGGAAAGCAGUAGUUUCCUUUCUGCUUUAAACAAUCAAAUUCAGGCUACAUGCUUUGUUCUGCAUUUGACAGAUACUACAACACAGCAACAUUUUGAUCACAUAGCAGUUCAACUUUGUAUAAGCAAGACAAUGUGGAUAAGUGGAAGAAGUAACUCAAAUUUGACCCAAAAUAUGCAACCGUCAUUUUUGAACCAAUUCAAAACAGCAAUAUUUCGAUUGAAUUUGAUGGAUGCUGUUAUCAGAUGACAAAAAUGUGUUACUUAAAAAUGAGAUGUGUAAAUUAUACACAUUGAGGGACAAAAGUGAAAAGCAAGGGAGUUUUUAAUUGUUUACUUUGCUCUUUCCUUUCUUUUUUGAUUUCUGAUGAAAGACCACUACACUACUAUGAAACAAGGAAAAUGGUCAAUGACCAAUGGAGAAUACAGCCAAGCUUUUACUGAGUGUAUCUGUCCCAUUCUUAACAUCUGUUGCUGGAAAAAAAAGAAGGAAAAAAAAAGAAAAAUUUAAAAAUGAAAGACCAAAAAAAUGUUUUCCCUCAUUAUUUCCUCCUGUCACCUUCUGGUUGUCAAAUAAUCCCCUCCUUGCUCUCUCCUUUGAAAACAUUGGAAUAAAAUACAAUGCUGAAUAAAAUGCUCUUCUCUUUCUCAA
Molecule: messenger RNA, 3494 nt
Organism: Cololabis saira (Pacific saury)
Lineage: Eukaryota; Metazoa; Chordata; Actinopteri; Beloniformes; Belonidae
Gene: rbms1a
Product: RNA binding motif, single stranded interacting protein 1a
Exons: 14
Coding region: 387-1520 (377 amino acids)
Cellular component (GO): cytosol; ribonucleoprotein complex
Molecular function (GO): mRNA binding
Source: RefSeq, a predicted model, not a curated record